Molecule: messenger RNA, 2324 nt
Organism: Daphnia carinata
Lineage: Eukaryota; Metazoa; Arthropoda; Branchiopoda; Diplostraca; Daphniidae
Product: dual specificity protein phosphatase 10-like
Exons: 4
Coding region: 233-1882 (549 amino acids)
Biological process (GO): protein dephosphorylation; negative regulation of MAPK cascade
Cellular component (GO): cytosol; cytoplasm
Molecular function (GO): MAP kinase tyrosine/serine/threonine phosphatase activity; protein tyrosine/threonine phosphatase activity
Source: RefSeq, a predicted model, not a curated record
UUGUGAAUCAGUCACAUUGAGCACGUCGUCGAGUACGGUUACAACAACGUGAACUGUCAUCAAUCUGAACGUUUCAAAAAACAUAUUAUUUUCUCAAGACUUUUGUGUUUUGUGUGUUUUGGUGUUUGUGUGUUGUUGAACUGACACAAGUGCACAACGUGCCCUCUUUAGUCAGAAAACAAUUUAAAAGGAAUUUUUGAUUUGGGAAAAGGAAAGAGAAAUCUAAGACGCCAUGUUGCCUGAACCGACAACGCGCUUAGAACGGAGCCACUUGAGGUUGACAUUCAACAGGAGUCUGAGCGAACCAGGCAGUACUGCUUCGUCCAGCUCUAGCUCUUCCAGCUCCAACAGUCAAGAUCAUCACCUUCCAUUGUCAAUGAAUGACCAACGCCAGCAUCAUAAAAGACAUUACAUGCAAUUGCAGCAUCACCACAAUCAAGUUUAUUUGCAUCAGCACAGCAAAGCGUGUAGCUCUUUGGGUUCGAGUUCUCAGUCAUCGGUUUCAUCAUGCAGCACGUCGUCCUCGAUCUGCUCCAUCGACAAGGACGAAUUGGACGAAGAACAGCCACUGCAGCCCUUAGUUUUAUUGCAACAACAGUCUCCGGCCAAACGAUGCUGUCUCGGACUUCCGCUGUCGGUCAGUCUGCCGUCUAGUCCGAGCUCUGAAAGUUCGUCCUUGCAAAGGGCCAUGAUGGCCAAGCGAACUCGGAUUUACACGGCCGACCAGCUAGCGACUAUCAAAUGGUCGAACAAUACACCUACAUCGCCAACAACCGGCCAACCGGUGGUUAUAGUCGAUUGCCGGCCAUUCAUGGCCUACAAUGCCUCCCACGUCCGCAACGCCAUCAAUCUCAACUGUUCGGACCGCUGGAACCGUAAGCGUCUCCAAACGGGCCGAGUGUCGUUGGCCGAUUUAGCCACCAGCCCCGAAGGCAAAGACUUGCUUCGUCGACGAACCGUCAAAGAAGUCAUCGUCUAUGACGAAGGAGCCGUCGAUUGCGAACGUCUUCCUCCAUCCAGCACCCUUUACAUUGUCUUGUCCGCAUUGCUCGACGAUCACAAAGAGCCACUACUCUUAGCCGGUGGACAUUCUGAAUUCCAAAGACGUUAUCCGCACCUUUGCGAAAGUCAUCAAAACAUUUCCGGCGGAUCGACGAGUUCUCCUCUUUCAAGUUCUUCCUGUUGUACAACAGCGGUCGCCACUAGUAGCGUGUCGCCGGAUGUGGAUUCCCACCCGACCACACAGAUUUUGCCCUUCCUGUACUUGGGUAACGGCAGGGACGCUUGUGAUUUGAGUAAACUCGACAGGCUGGGCAUUUCACGAGUGCUCAACGUCACAGCCGAUUUACCCUGCGAUGAGCACAUCCUUUCCCGAGGCAUUUUAUUCAAACAAUUACCAGCUGCCGAUUCCGGCCAGCAAAAUUUACGGCAGUAUUUCGACGAUGCAUAUCAAUUCAUCGACGCAGCUCGUUGUGGUAGUGGGUCGGUUUUAAUCCACUGUCACGCUGGCAUCUCCCGUUCGCCGACUAUCGCCAUCGCUUACCUGAUGCGUCACGCCCAGUUGAGCCUGGUCGAAGCCUACACGAUGGUCAAACAACGUCGUCCAAUCAUUUCGCCAAAUCUCAAUUUCAUGGGCCAAUUGUUGGAGUUUGAACAAGGAUUGCGAUCCGAUCCAUCAAUGGCUGCCACUAGUGAACAAGUGAAUUCUUUGUCGUCGUCGUCAUCGUCGGAUGUGACACCAUCAAGCACUUCCUCUUUGACCAAUGGUGACAUAAGUCCCCUCACUUCUUGCCGUCAUUUACGUCAUUUACCGCCUUCACGCUGGGCGGCUCACCGUGACCAAUCCCCUUCCGAAAUGGAAUCAUCUAGCUGUCGUGUCUAAAUAAUUUUUUUUCCCCAAAGUUUAAUUUAAAAUCAUUUAGUUUCUUUAUUUACGAUUUAAAAAUGUUUAUUGGGUGGGCAAAAAAUACCUCCCGUAAAUAUCCCUUAACUCUUCGUUGCGUGUCCUUCUCUUUCGUAUUCAAGUCAAAUUUAUGAUGCGUUCCUAGUCGAUGCAGCUACCCGUUUUGUUUGUCCACGCGGCUGAAUUUCUCAAAUGAAAAACCACAACAGUUUUAGAUUUAAACAAAAAACCCGGAAUUCUUUAAAUUAAGAUAUUCAUUUCUGCCAACUUUGUUGUCUACAAAACUUAGAAUUUUCCCAUCCUUUUUUGUUUUUUUUUUCUUUAAUUUUGAAUGGCGUUGUUUCUCAGUGUGUGCCUUUCGUGAUGACCCGUAUUGAUCUGUCUGUAUUAUCCGUGAAAAAUAUAAACAAAGAAAAAAAAA